Molecule: messenger RNA, 6297 nt
Organism: Saccostrea echinata
Lineage: Eukaryota; Metazoa; Mollusca; Bivalvia; Ostreida; Ostreidae
Product: intraflagellar transport protein 140 homolog
Exons: 30
Coding region: 21-4472 (1483 amino acids)
Biological process (GO): intraciliary retrograde transport
Cellular component (GO): axoneme; ciliary basal body; intraciliary transport particle A
Molecular function (GO): protein binding
Source: RefSeq, a predicted model, not a curated record
AAAUACAAAGCUAAACAAUAAUGGCAGUGUACUUUGAUCAUCGGUUGGAUACUGACCGUUCAGGAAUUAAUGUUGACACCCAGUGGUUUGAUGGCAGUCCAAUCUUGGCAGUUAACACAUACAGUGAUGACACGGGUGGAUCUGUUAAUCUUUUUCUUGAUGAGGGAGAGAAGCUGCUAAAUGUUACACUGACCCGUACGUGUCAAGCCACUUCUAUGGCCUGGCAUCCCACCAAGAAGAUCCUGGCUGUAGGCUGGGACAAUGGAGAGCUGUUAGUCUGGAAUGAACAUGAUCAUGAGUUGCAUGAAUCUCUUCCCUUACACAAGACCAGUAUCACAGUCCUCGGCUGGAGUUCAUCUGGUACAAGGCUCUCCUCAGGAGACAAGUCUGGUGUCUUAAUGGUGUGGAAAGCUGACACCAAAGGUCGACUUCAACAGAAUCCUCUACAUCAGCAUCACAUACAGGAGCCACUGAAGAUAAUGUUGUAUAGACCUGUACCCCCUCCAGACCCCAACAAUGAUAUUGCCCAGCUUGCUAGAGCUGCUGUCAGUGGUGAUGAGAGUGCUUUGGAUAUGUUCAACUGGAAAAGAGGCAAAAACAAUGCAAGAGGAGGGGCAUCAUUUGGAACUCAGGAGGCUCUGACAUUUUUUGUUGGUGGAGCCACUGGUGGCGUGUACUAUGUAAAUGAUGCUGGCCAGUGCUCGCAGAUCUUUAAUGCUGAUGGACCCGUGAUGACCUUAUUGCACUAUGAUGAAAAGAAUCUCUUGAUCACAGUCACAGAAAACAUGUUGCUGACUCAGCACUUCAUCACUCCAGAGGGGGAGGCUAGGGAGGUCAUGAAGGUUAAAAUGAGUGGAAGAGGAGAGCAGCCUACUAUAGUAUGGGCAGGAUCAGGAAUCCUGGCCACAGCUCUUGGAGAAGGAGUAGUUAGGAUGUGGGACCUAGAACAUGAGGACAACUAUAUCCUCACACUGGAAGGUCACAGUAGCUAUGAUCAUAAUGAGAGUAUCACAUGUAUUUCGUAUUGUCCUGAAAAAGGAACUCUGGCAGGGGGGACAAACAUGGGAAAUGUGGCUCUGUGGAAAUACUCUCCUCCACUGGGAGGGAAGGUAGUAGACGGAGAACUGAAAUGGAAACUUCAAGCUCCAGCUACAGUGGAGGGACCCAUCAAACAAAUCAGGUGGGGAUCAAACAAGCACCUUCUCGCUGUCAAUACUAUUGCCAAUGUGUUCAUGCUUAAUGAGCAAGUGAUGAGUGCAGGGUUUAAGGAACAGACUGCAGUGGUUCAAUAUGGACCAAGUUCCUUAUCCAUAGAAAUGUUUUCCAACAUGGCUCAUCAUGACCUCAAGACAGAUAUCCAAGUGAAGGGCAUUUUCACAACCAAAGAUGCAUUAGCAGUAUGGAACGGUCGUAGAGUGAUAACUUAUGAGUAUUCUACAGACAAGUCUUCUAUCAAAGCUGCUGGUACAUUCACCACAGAAACCAUGAAUGUGUGUCUAUAUGAACAGAAUGUCUACUGUAUUGAAGCGAUGAAAGUCCAAGUCAGAACACAUCAGGGUACAGUCAAACAGACUAUAAACUUCUCAGAACUUGAGGGGCAGCCAGUCAGUAUAGAUGUUUGUGGAACAUACCUGGUUAUUGGAACCAACAUAGGAUUAGUACGGGUGUAUGAUUUAUCCCGAAGAGAGGCCAAGCCCCAUAGUCAGCCCAGAAAUCUAGGGGAGAUUAUUCCUGGAUUUGGAUCCAUCAUCUCCUGUAAAUGUAACUGUAGUGGAACCCGAGUCAGUGUGUUGAUCAAAUCAACACAUGGCCACAUUGAUCCAAAGAUGUAUUUCUGGGACACAGAAGUGGACCAGGUCUCUUAUUUUAACUUUGAGUCGGGUCGGGGUGAACAGGACGAUUUCCCUCCCGAACAGAUUGAGGGUGUAGAGGGGGACACAAAUGAUGCUGAGAGAGGUAAAACUCAGGCUGCCAAAGACAUUGCUGGCCGUUACCCAAUGACACACUACUGGGAUGCCCAUGACCCCAAAUUAAUUGUCUGUGAGGCUAGAAUUCUGAUUGAUGCAUUCAACAAGAAGGAGAAAGAGGAAAAGAAGAUUGUUUCCCUAUCUAAAACUAUGGAUGAUGGACCUGUAGAGGUGAUGAUUGUAUCAUUAUUCAGUACACCGGAGAAUGGGAUCCUUAUUCAGGACAGUUUUCCUCUGCCCGAUCAGUUCCAGACACUACUAGGAAUUGAAGUCCCCUAUCACUACUUUGUUAAAAAGUCAGAAAACACUGGUGAUGAGGAUGAUGGACAAGGGGAUGGUCCAAGACCAGAAUCUUCAUCCCCCAGAAUGGUGGCUCGCAGGACCAUGAGGGACUUUGUGGGACUCGAGAACAGUGACAAAAAUACUAAAGAUGCCAUGCUUAACUUCAGUUACUACCUUACCAUAGGCAACAUGGAUGAAGCUUUCAAGUCUAUCAAGCUCAUUAAAAGUGAGUCUGUAUGGGAAAAUAUGGCUAAGAUGUGUGUCAAGAGUCGACGGCUGGAUGUGGCCAGUGUUUGUCUGGGUAACAUGGGCCAUGCCCGAGGAGCCCGGGCCCUGAGGGAAGCCAUGAAGGAGCCGGAACUUGACGCCAAGGUGGCUGUGUUAGCCAUGCAGUUAGGACUGAAGGAAGAUGCUGAGAGAUUACUGAAAAACUGUAAGAGGUAUGACUUGCUGAAUGAAUUCUACCAGUCUGUUGGAGAGUGGAAAAAAGCUUUGGAAACUGCAGAAAUGUAUGAUCGUAUUCACCUCAGGACCACAUACUAUAACUUUGCCAAGCAUUUAGAAAUGAAGGGAGACUACUCAGAGGCUAUUCCAAAUUACGAGAAAUCAGACACACACAGAUUCGAGGUCCCUAGAAUGUUAUUUGAUGAGCCAGAAGCUCUGGAACAUUACAUCAGUAUGCACAAAGACAAGGCAUUACACAAGUGGUGGGCUCAGUACAUGGAGAGCACUGGAGAUAUGGAGACUGCUCUACAAUAUUAUGAGAAUGCCCAGGAUUAUCUCUCCUUGGUCAGAGUCUACUGUUACUGUGGCCAGAUGGACAAGGCUGCUGAGAUUUGUAACAACACAGGUGAUCGGGCAGCCUGCUAUCACUUAGGACGUCAGUAUGAAAACCAGGAUCAGAUAAAGGAAGCUAUUCACUUCUUCACUAGGGCUCAGGCUUACUUCAAUGCCAUCAGGCUCUGUAAAGAACAUGGCAUGGAAGAUCAGUUGAUGAAUCUAGCUCUAAUGGGUCGACCAGAGGACAUGAUUGAGGCAGCUCGUUAUUAUGAACAGAAGCCAGGAGCUCAGGACAAAGCUGUUAUGUUGUAUCACAAAGCGGGUAACUUUUCCAAAGCUUUGGAUCUGUCCUUCAGAGCUCGGCAAUUUGGAGCACUGCAGCUUAUUUCAGGUGAACUUGACGAGCGAGCUGAUCCUGAGCUUCUGAAGCGAUGUGGAGAUUUCUUCAUGGAGAACGGCCAAUAUGACAAGGCAGUAGAUCUGUUGGCAAUUGGCAAAAAGUAUUGGGAGGCAUUGAAGAUCUGUAUGGACCAGACUGUGGAGAUUAAUGAAGACUUGGCUGAAAAACUGACACCCAGUAAGGACGAUCCUGGAAUCGACACGAUGGAGAGGGUGAAAAUCCUGGAGGCCAUCGCAGAGGUGUGCAUGCAUCAAGGAGAGUACCAUCUGGCCACAAAGAAAUUCACACAGGCUGGAAAUAAAAUCAAGGCAAUGAAAGCACUGCUGAAGUCUGGUGACACAGAGAAGAUCUGUUUUUUUGCCAAUGUGUCCAGACAAAAGGAGAUUUAUAUAAUGGCGGCUAACUAUCUACAGUCGUUAGACUGGCGUAAAGACCCAGAAAUAAUGAAAAACAUCAUAGGAUUCUAUACCAAAGGGAGAGCACUGGACUCUUUAGCUGGCUUCUAUGAUGCUUGUGCACAGGUGGAGAUAGAUGAGUACCAGGACUAUGACAAGGCAUUAAGAGCCCUGGGAGAGGCUUAUAAAUGUCUCACUAAAGCUAAAAUGAAUGAUGAAAUGCUACUAGAGGAAAGACUAGCUCAACUGAAAAAUAAGAUUGCUCUGAUAAAGAAGUUUGUCACUGCCAGAAGGGCAUUUGAAGAGAAUCCUGAAGAAGGAAUAAAACAAUGUCAGAUUCUGUUAGAGGAACCAGAUUUAGAGUCGGGUGUGAGGAUCGGGGAUGUUUAUGGGAUUAUGAUUGAGUACUACGCUCGUAGAGACAGGUGGAAGGCUGCACAUGCUGCAAUAGAAGAAAUGAAGAGUAGAAUUCCCAAUGUAAACAUAGGUUAUUAUGUCAAUAUGAGGACUGUAGAAGCAGUGUAUCGUGCUUUGGACAUUCCAAUGGGGGAUUUAAGUAGAGGCAAGAUGAAUGGAGUGAUGGAUGAAGAAGAUGGAGAGAUAGUAGAAGAGGAGGUUGACAACAUAUAUGGACAUGAUGAAGUUUGAUCUCCUAGGACUAAAAUCUGGAUCUGAGAUGUUUCCAUUCCAUCUGAUGUCUGUGAUACUCCUCUUGUGUUGUGAUACAACUGUGUUUAUUGUUGCCAUGGCAAUUCACCUCAUAGCUAGCUUUACAAACACCACCCUUCCAUUUUCUUCAAGAUCUGAUUUUCCACUCAAUAUGUUUUUGAAAGAUCUUUAUACAUUCAAUUAGUAAUGAUUUUUCUUUUUGAAUAUUAUUUUUGACAGAUAUGUGUAAAAUUGUUUGUGCUAUUUUUUUCAGCAAGUCCCAAAGUCUAUUUUAUUUAUAUUAAUAUGUAUAUGAUAAGUGACAUUUUAUUUUUGAUAUUUACAUAGUAUGACAUUGUCUUCGUGCAGUGUACCAUAUUUAGUCAAAAACAGUGGCACUGAUUUCCUAUUUGUAGAAUUAGCAUUCUGUAAGGUGAGGAAUCCUACAAAAUAUGUUAAUCCUGAUGUACAUUUAUGUCAGUAAUCUUAUUUUGAUCUAUCACACUGCCAAGUGAAAUCUAAACCCUUCUGUUUAAAUAUUUGGGGGGAAAAAAAGAUUUUUUGAGGAUUUCUGAAUGCUGUGAUGAUUUGAAAAAUCAGGAAAUUAAAUUGCAUAUGAGGCAUUUUUUAAAUAUUUACUGGGUUGAUCUGUAAAGAAUUACUUGUUCUUGGUUUUUUUUUUUCCAAACUUUUACUGUCAUUUCAGAAGCAUACACCGUCAUAUAAUCAUGUCACUAAAGGAGGUGAUGUAUGCCAGUUUUUCUUUUGUUUUCCUGUUUGGGAUUAGCAUUCUUUAUCAAUUCGCAUUCCUGGUUGUGUAUUCAUAAUUUGGGUGGUUUUAUCUCUUUAAUAGUUAUGUCAAACAGGGACUUCCCCUCAGCCUAUUAAGUUUUAUAGCUCAUUUGAGCUUAUUAGCACAUAAAGCCAUUUUUUCCUGCUUUUUAUUUCAGCUGAUUAGAGUUUUGAUACCAGACAUGCCCUACAACAUUUGAGGUGUUAAGAAAGGCUGCUUUUGUUUUUAGUGACAAGUCAGGGCUUAAUAUCCAUUGCAUCCAUGUCCAGUAAAAGGACCCAGUCCCAGUUGAAAAUUCAUUCUUUUCUCCCCUCAAAAUUCAGGUAAAAAUUCCCAAAUGAUAAGCAAGUUGAAAUUUUCAGUGCUUUUAUAUUUAAAAAAAAAGCCAAAACUUGAAUUUUGUGAUUUUAAUGAUUCAUAAUGAUGUAAAUAGGGAGUAAGCCUACAAUCUAACUCCUGAAUCUACAGUAAAACGUAAGUUGUAAAAACUUCCAGAUUUUGCCUCUUGUUCGAUUUAAAAUUCCAAAUGAAAUGGUACAGCAACCUGUACCAAAAAGGGUCAGUUAAGCCUUGUGAGUAACUCAUUUGCAUGAUUUAAAGAUUUCCAUUCAUAUUUUUGGAAGUGUUCACCGUUUUAUGUUGUACAGAUGAGUAUUUUUUAUGAUUUUUUUUUUUUUGUUGGUAGUAGCUAGGUUGUUAAUUGUCUAUUUAUUGACCUUGUCAGCAUCUUUGUUAGUGUUGUGAUAAUUUAUAUAUGAAUCAAUGUCUGACAGUCUCUAUAAAUGGUGUGUUAGUGGGAGUGCAAGUCUCCAAUGUGGAUCUAGUGCUGAUCACGUGACCUAUGACAUCAGGUCACGUGGUCAAGUGUAAGACUGUAUUAUGUCCUGUGACAGUCAUGUAAGACUGUACGUUGUAAUUGAGUAAUAUUUUAAUAGUUCUUGUAUCAAUCUGGUGCCGUCCAUUUUUCUUACUGAUUUAUUUUGGGAAAAGUAUCAUUUAAACAUGCAGUAAUAAAUACUGGGAAUGAAACCA